AUGAGGAUCUGGUGGCUCCUGCUUGCCACCGGAGUCUGCACAGGGAACGUGAGCUCCCAGGACACGUGCGGGCAAGGGCACCCUGGCGUCCCUGGGAACCCCGGUCACAAUGGCUUGCCCGGAAGAGAUGGACGAGACGGAGCAAAGGGUGACAAAGGAGAAGCAGGAGAGCCAGGACGCCCUGGUGAUUCAGGGAAGGAUGGAAUGAAUGGAGAGAAAGGAGAAAAAGGAGCAGAUGGAAAAGUUGAAGCAAAAGGCAUCAAGGGUGAUCCAGGCUCGAGAGGACCGCCAGGCAAACACGGGCCAAAGGGAUUCGUUGGUUCCCCGGGGGAGAAAGGGCUCAGGGGAGAGACGGGCCCUCAAGGGCCAAAGGGGGACAAAGGUGAUGUGGGUUCCACUGGUCCAGAAGGGCUAAGGGGCAACACUGGUCCUUUGGGCCCAACUGGUUUACCGGGCCCCGUAGGCCCCCCUGGAAAGCCUGGUCCCAAGGGAGAGGCUGGGCCGCUGGGGCCCCAAGGUGAGCCAGGAGUGCGGGGAAUGAGGGGCUGGAAAGGGGAUCGCGGAGAAAAAGGGAAAAUUGGCGAGAUGCCGGUCUUGCCGAAAAGCGCUUUCACCGUGGGGCUCACCGUGCUGAGCAAGUUCCCGCCCUCGGAUGUGCCCGUCAAGUUUGACAGGAUCCUGUACAACGAAUUCAACCACUACGACAUAGCUACGGGGAAAUUCACGUGCCACGUUGCCGGGGUCUACUACUUCACCUACCACAUCACCGUGUUCUCCAGGAACGUGCAGGUAUCUUUGAUCAAAAAUGGGGUAAAGGUUCUGCACACUAAGGACAGUUACAUGAGCUCUGAGGACCAGGCCUCCGGGGGCAUCGUUCUGCAGCUGAAGCUUGGGGACGAGGUGUGGAUGCAAGCGACGGGAGGAGAGAGGUUUAACGGCUUGUUUGCGGAUGAGGAUGACGACACGACCUUCACGGGCUUCCUUUUGUUCAGCACCUAA
This is a messenger RNA of Pteropus alecto (black flying fox), 999 nucleotides long. Its product is annotated as complement C1q and tumor necrosis factor-related protein 9A. The transcript has 3 exons. Gene Ontology annotation, molecular function: protein binding. NCBI's taxonomy places the organism in Eukaryota, Metazoa, Chordata, Mammalia, Chiroptera, Pteropodidae. The record is from RefSeq and is a predicted model, not a curated record. Bases 1 to 999 code for a protein of 332 amino acids.